CAGUUCUCUCAUUCAAUACACUACCCAUAACACCUUGCGGUCCUUACGGAAGCCCUUUUCUUCCCUUCCGCCGUAGUCGACUCCUUCCUAAAAUUACACAGGCCGGUCACCAUGGCAGCCCUCCGACCUCUUACCAAGCCGAAGAUUGUCAAGAAGAGGGUUAAGAAGUUCAUUCGCCAUCAGUCUGACAGAUAUGUCAAGGUCACGAAAAGCUGGCGUAAGCCCAGGGGUAUUGACAACAGAGUCCGCAGGCGGUUUAAGGGCCAGAUGCUGAUGCCCAACAUCGGUUAUGGUAGCAAUAAGAAGACCAAGCACAUGCUGCCCUCUGGCUUCAGGAAGUUCCUGGUGCACAACAUCAAGGAGCUCGAGGUCCUCAUGAUGAGCAACAAGACUCACGCUGCUGAGAUCGCCCACAACGUGUCUUCCAAGAACAGGAAGCUGAUUGUGGAGAGAGCAGCCCAGCUGGCCAUAAAGAUCACCAAUCCCAACGCCAGACUCCGCAGCGAGGAGAACGAGUGAUCCAGCCAUUAUUUCUCAAUAAAACAGAUGUUUAAAUGUA
Messenger RNA from Coregonus clupeaformis (lake whitefish), 559 nucleotides. RefSeq names its product 60S ribosomal protein L32. Bases 112 to 519 code for a protein of 135 amino acids. Gene Ontology annotation, cellular component: cytosolic large ribosomal subunit; ribosome. Lineage: Eukaryota; Metazoa; Chordata; Actinopteri; Salmoniformes; Salmonidae. Gene Ontology annotation, molecular function: structural constituent of ribosome. The transcript has 4 exons. Gene Ontology annotation, biological process: translation. The record is from RefSeq and is a predicted model, not a curated record.